UGAGAGAAGGGAGAGUUGGGAGCAGACACAGAGCCGCGACGACAGAGAAGGACAACCUUAAUGAAUGUUUGAGGAAGUUUUUUCAGUGAUUGGAAAAGCGGACAAGACAUGGACCUUUGACUACAAGGCGACGUCAUUUUGGCAUUUUCUUUUACCGGCGCAUCUUUAUGCAGGAGAGAAUAAUAACUUUAAAAACUCAACACCGCCUGGAUGUUUAGAUGAAGGCAAUGACUUCCCAAGGUCCCUGACUAAUGAGGCUGUAAAAUGACUGCUCCAAGACUGCCGGGCUGAGCAGCCUGACCUCCCGCAGCUGUGUCCAGUGCUGUGGCUCCCUCUGCUGUGCGACUAAGGAAGGCCAGGAGUAGCAGGCAGUAUGGACAAACAAAUGGAGGAAGGGAUGAAUGCUGUCAUCGUCAAACACUACAACCACACGGGGAAGUGGGAUCCGUCUCGCAGCAUCGAGGCCUGUAAGAUGGCCGUGCUGCUCUUCAUCUGCGUGCUGAUCGUCCUGGAGAACGUCAUGGUCCUGCUCGCUCUCUGGAAGAACAAGCGCUUCCACAGCCGCAUGUACUUCCUCAUUGGAAACCUGGCGCUGUCAGACCUGCUGGCUGGUGUGGCCUAUGCAGUGAACAUCUUUACCUCGGGAAAGAACACCUACUUCCUGACGCCGGUGCAGUGGCUGGCCAGAGAAGGGAGCAUGUUUGUGGCCCUCAGCGCCUCAACCUUCAGCCUUCUGGCCAUUGGGAUCGAGAGGCACAUGACUAUGGUGCGUCUGCGUCCCUGUGAGACAGCAGGUCGAGGGAGGCUCCUAGGACUGCUGGCAGCCUGCUGGCUUGUGUCAGUGCUGCUCAGUGCUCUGCCCAGCCUGGGGUGGAACUGCCUGGACAAUGUGCCCUCCUGCUCCACGGUGCUGCCGCUCUACGCUAAGAGUUACGUGGCCUUCUGCAUCAGUGUCUUCAGUGCUCUGUUGGUGGCCAUCAUCAUCCUCUACAUCAGGAUCUACCGCCUGGUGACCUCCAGCGGUCGCAGGGUGAGCAGUCGGCCUUCGGAACGCUCACUGGCCCUGCUACGGACGGUGGUUAUCGUUCUUGGAGUGUUUGUCAUGUGCUGGGCGCCGCUCUUCCUCCUGCUGCUGCUGGAUGUGGGUUGCAGCCCAUUUAAGUGCCCUGUGCUCUACAAGGUGGACUGGUUCAUCGCUCUGGCUGUGCUCAACUCUGCCCUCAAUCCUCUGAUAUACACUCUGUCCAGCAGGGAGAUGAGAGCAGCCUUCUUCCGGCUGCUGUGCUGCUGUCAGACCAGUUUGGAGUCCACUGGCUCUCCUGUUUUGGGCAACCUCCACCUGGGCACGGUCAUCCCCACAGCAGAGAACAGCAAGACCAGUCUGGGUGGAGGAGGGGGCAGUGGUACUGGCAAGUCCACACUGAACAGAGGCAAGGUUCCCACGCCUAUGAACUCUGACAACAAGAAUGGGGACCCCUCUGCCACUGCUGUGCCGCACCACUCCGGGCCCACAGACCUGCUCUCAGCUGUGUUGGUGAAGGCGCGGCCGCCCCUCAGCAAGUUCUGAGUGGAAGCACUUUAACGAGGCCUUAACGUCAAAAAGAUGUAGACAUAGAACUGACACAAUCCUGCUAUCAGCCACUUUUUGUUUAUGCACUAUGACCAGGGUAGCAUGGAUGUGAAUAGCAUAAAUAUUAAAUUUGGACCAGAUAAUUCCAGAUUGUAGAUUAUGGUACAAUCCAAAUCGUUAUAGCCACUAUUUAAAUAAUUCUACAUUAUUGCUCACAUUACCACAGUGAUCAAAUUGAACAUUUCAAAACUAUGAAAAAUAAGAGGACAGUUUCUUGGACCUGGAUUAAACCAAGCCCCAAAUGAAAUGCUGUGAUACUUGAUAUUUGUGGGCGUUGCCUGGCCUGGAAAUUCAGGGCUGUAGCUAAAGGUUUUUUUUCCCUUUGGCUCUGAAUAUUUCUCCACCUCCAGCCGUUUAUCGUUAUGUAACUGAACGUCAGUAAAAUAACAUGUCAGUGUUAUACUUACAUGUAUAAUGAAGAGGCAGGACCAAUCAAAGAGGGUUCACAGGAUAAUACUCAAGUCUUAACGAUUGACAGGUCUCUGUCAAUAAUUUAAUUGAUGGGAUUACUUUGCCAAAUGCUAGCUCACGUAAAUAAUGGAUAUACAUAGAUUCUUUUACCAGGUAAAGGGGUCUGUAUGAGUUCAAAGUUACAUGGACAUGAUAUGAGCAGAGCAUAUGCAAUACACAGCUAACUUUGCAUUGCACUGUAGCCAGCUUAUAUCUGUAGCAGGGAUCCAUAGUCAUACAAGACUAGUGUUGUAUUAGAUAGACAAAUCUAUUUAGAUUUUAUUGAUCUGGUACCGUAGAGACAGUGAUAUGUCCCAAGGCAAGUUUUUUUUCUCAUCGUGCUUUAUAUUGUCAGAUGAUAAUUACCACGGCUUCCAGAAAUCCAAACUAUAGCUUGAUAACAUUAGUUACAAAGUUGGCUCACUCAUGAAAGAUGAUUAAACUGCAAAAUAAACACAGAAUCCAUAUGAACUAGAUGUGUCACACUCACACAUUGUGGUUAUAAAAGAGAAUGUGGUCACAUUAUGUGUGUUACAUGAGUCCAAACAUACAGUAGUGAGAGCUACUACUUAUUGACGUUGGGCUAAAUAGGAAGAAUUAAUGCAUUGACCGAUGCCUUUCAACUGUGAAAAGUAGAUGACAAAUUUCAGAGCAACAACAACAAUAACAAUAAUAGCUGAUAAUAACAAAUAAUAAACCAAGCUUUACAUUUUAUCGUAGCUCUCUAACGCACAGAAACAGAAGUAUUUAUGUUUUGAUGGAGAAGAAUCUGGGCUCAGCUCCUGAUGUUUAACAGUCCAGUCAACGCCCGCUGUUAAUAUCAGUAACAGUAUUAAUAUAUUCAUCAGUGUUGUGUCUGUCAAUGUGUUUCUUUUUUUCAUUAUAUGCAGGGCACUUUGUUUUGUUUUUGUGCUAUUUGCAGUUCUUUUAAAACAGCAGCAUUUUAAAUCACAGUUGGCAAACUAUUUAUUUUCUAUGAAAACAUUUGGCAUCUUUGUGUGCGUAAAACCCCUCAUGGUACUUGGACUUACUUCAUGAGUUUUGUUAUGAUUUGAGAUGCACUGUAAGAUUCUGUCAGACCAGCGGCCUCUUGAGGCUGUGAUGCUCAUCACACACCAAAAAAACAAACCUGUUACAUGGAUGUUAUUACUAGAUUCUUACCACUUGUGGGCGAGAAUAUCACGUUUACCCUGAAGGUGGCGCUACAGGAAAAGCAAUGUUUUUACAUGAAUUUGGAAGAGAUUCUGGUUUUAUUAUAACCACCAGUUUCAGACAUUUCAGGCUGCAGCUCUGUUUCAGCUAUAAUAACCACACGGAAGGACCUCUCUCGCUUCUCAUCAGCACAUGUAUAAACCACUCCGUCAACUAACCACUAGUGACUGAAAUGAGCGCCGGAUGUGAAUAAUUUAAUGGUGGACUGUAAAUGACAAUUCUGCCUUGGGUGAUGUAGUGCCUUAUGCGAUUAUAUAGCGAAAUAAAAUCCCAUUCCCCCUUUAA
Molecule: messenger RNA, 3577 nt
Organism: Hippoglossus stenolepis (Pacific halibut)
Lineage: Eukaryota; Metazoa; Chordata; Actinopteri; Pleuronectiformes; Pleuronectidae
Gene: s1pr3a
Product: sphingosine-1-phosphate receptor 3a
Exons: 2
Coding region: 374-1567 (397 amino acids)
Biological process (GO): G protein-coupled receptor signaling pathway
Cellular component (GO): membrane
Molecular function (GO): sphingosine-1-phosphate receptor activity
Source: RefSeq, a predicted model, not a curated record